GUGUGUGUGUGUGUGUGUGUGUACUCGAGUAAUAUUUGAUUUUCUCAUUUGGACCGGUGCCACGACUGCACUCUGUGCAUGUGUUCAGAUGUGUGUCUGGUUCUUUUUGAGUUUGGAUGUCAACACUGAUCACCGCUGUGGUGUUUGUGGCAGCAGCGGUUGAACUUUCCUGUCCUGUGCCAGCGCUCGCUGCGGAACAUUGAUUCAUGCUGGCUCUGAGCUCUCGUGAUUGGACUGGGAGAGAGCCGACAGGUUUUGUGAUGGCGAAACUUGUCGGGCUUUGUUUGGGUUGUGUCACGACUCUGUCUCGCACGUUUUUUCCUCAGUCUGUUACCAUGGUAACGGUUUCAUUGGCAUGUUAAGUUCUCAAUGCUUUAUCUUUUACAACUUCAGCGCUAGCGUGUUGCAGUGUCUCAAGUUAUGCUUUUAACCGGACUCUAUGUUCAGUGUCGCCAGUAUUAGGAAAGAGUCGUGCCUUCAGACCUUACGAGGGUUCAAGGUGCUCACUCUGAAUCUUUAGUUCAUUCGGCCAAUCUCUAAAUCAGAGUUGCCAUAUCCAACAUCAGACGUAUCUUUUCACUGACCAUCAAAAUCAUUGAUUUAUGAUGUUUUAUAUUGAAAUGGUGUAGUUAAACUCAGGUUUUUCCAUUUGUGCUGGAGCUCAACUGCACUAAUUCAACAUCUAAUUUAGGACAAUGAGAUUAGCCAUUUCGGCUCACAUUAAUAAAAAUAUACAGUCUAGCCUAUUAACUACACCUGUGCUUGACAAUAAUCUCUCUAUGUGGUUGGCUUACUUGCCUUUGGUUUCACUUCAGACGAACAGGAACCUCUCAGCCUUUAGAUACAGUACAGCCACUGUUGGGUUGGCAACUCGUUCACUCAUGUGUACUGGUUUCUGAAACAACCCAUCAUAUCAAAACAGGGAUUUUGCCAUAUUCCUAACCGACAGGUGCUACACCCAAGCUAGGUUACCAUAGUGUCUUAAACUGUUAUAUUAUUUAAAUGUUUUUUUUUUUUUAUAGUUGGAUUUCUACUUUUCUGUACAGGUUCUCCUAAACACUGUGCUAUUUCUGUGCCAUGUUGUGUUGAGUCUGUUGACGUCUAUAAAGUCCAUGACACGAUGAGCGACUCUGUAAUACAGCCAAGUCUGGGACACUUCUGUGUAAGUGCACAAUAAAUAAAAUGAGCAAAGCUGUUUGGACUAUACUGAAUACAGUGAGCUCUGCAGCACUAAACUACUGGUUCUGUGCCAUGUCGUCGUGAUACGGUUUACGAACUUCUCGUCUCGUAACUUACUGCGCUUUGUCAACCAGGUCUGAGUGGUUCUCUUUACAGGUCCUCUGUGAGGAAUCUCUCCAUAAGAAUGGCCCAAUAGCACCACUAAUGUGGCGCUUUGUAGAUGCAGUGGAGUGCACAUAAAUCCCUCGGGUCUCUCGGGUCUUUUCGCACUCCAACCGAGAUAAUAGGGCCGCAUCGUUGUCUUUGACUGCCAGUCACAUCUGUAGGAACAACUUGGGAUGUCUCGCAUUUGUUCAUGUACAUCUGAGGCAAGACACUCUGUCCUUCUGAAGCCCUGAGGCUUCUUUGUGGUCACACACUGGUGCUAAAGAGUAAAAAACCAAUCAGAAACAGCUGAAUGGACAAAGUAAACCACAACAAUAGAAGCUCAAGGUGUUUUUGUGGUUGCUAAUGUAAAAUAUAUGCGGUGAAAACCAUUGUACAUGGAACAAGAGUGGAUUUGGUCCAAGUCGGCUGGACUUGGCUAUAAACUGGCAUUCAUAACACCAGUAGAAACUGUUAAUGGUCUAUAUAUGCCAAUCAUUUGUGAGGUUUAGAGUUACCCUGGUCUGUUAGCUCAGAACUGUUAGAGGUUACAAGACUGUUGGCUCUCUAUCAGAGGUUUUAAAGUGCUUUACACUAGGGAUGCGCAUUGGUGUGGUUAAAUUCGCUGUUUGACUUUGCUAAGUGAUGUUUAGAGGGUAGGUUUUCACUCAGGAAACAGAUCUAUAAAGAACUGCUCAAUCCAAGACUGUUUGCCUGAUUUUAAGGUGUCAUUUAGGCUAAUGAGCAUCUGAUUGAUUUUCCAGUUAGCGUCUAAUGAGCAGAUCUCUGGAGGCGGUACUUCAGAUUUGGCCAAUCGGGCCUCAUUACCGUCACCCUGACAGUGCUGGAACGUGCUUGUUUUAGGAACAUCAUAGUUCCCUUGCGGCUGUAUUGUUACACUUUAACUUCUUCACAGAUCACACCAACCAAUCAGUAUCAGUUCUCUAAAUGGUGCUCGAACCCAUGUUAUCUUCUAUACAGCCAUAUUUAACUUUGGCAUAACUGCUUCAGGGCUUUCUGAGUCAUUUGUCCUUUUCUAAAUCAUAUUUCUACAAACUGUUGUUUAUCAGGGUUACUUAUCCGUGUAUAUAAUCAAAUCAUUUGUUCCUGAGUUUGUUGAUUCAGUGAAUUAUUGCGCUAAUUUGAAGAUUGCAAAGAGGCUCUCAGGUGUUUUUUUGUUGUUGUUUUUUUAAAGGAGAAUAGGAGUAGCAGGACAGCCUGGAGAACGGGAAAGAAGACGUGGGAGGGGGUGCGGGGGAGCGAGAGAUUAUCUGGAAGAAGAGAGCGAGCGUGUUGGAGAGGGAGAGCGAGCUGGAGAGGCAGAAGCUGGAGGAGGAGAGGAGGAACACUGUGGGACACACGGUGUGGAGGCUGAGGGAGGGAUUCCAGGAGAGGAAGGAUAGAGAGGAGGAUAGAAUUAAAGGGACGAGCGCAGAGGGCACGAAAGCAGCGCAGCCGGAGGUGAUCUGGAAAAGACGUGAGGAAGAGGAGGAGAAAGAUAGGGAUAGAGCUCGGCUUGGCGACAGAGGUCCCACAAUCAUCUGGAGGAAGAGGGAAAGGGAGUGACAGGAAAAGAUGGGGAUGUGUCAGCUCUAAGCUCUUUCAGAUGUGUGACAGGAUGUGAGGUGCAGAUUUAGACUUAUGGUACAAAUAAACCUGCAUGUACUCAGACUUCAUGUAAUCUAGGUGCUAGAUAGUGUAUAUUAGGUCCCCUUUUUAUAUAUUGUAUGAAAUUAAGUGUUGAAUUUAAGUCUGGCGUAUAGUAAAAUCUGUAUAGUAUCAUAUUAAUAUAUUUAUAUAUAUGAUGCUUAAAACCCAUUAAAAUAAUCAUUAUUAUGUACAGAAUCAAAAACUCGUAUGUUACAUUUCAGUUUUAUUUAUUAAUAAUGUUGAAGGAAAAAUGAAACAUUUAGCUGCACUUUAGCUUCUGAACUUCAGAUUUAGCUUAAUAUUGUAUGCAAAAUUUCAUUUUUCCCCCCACAAAAAUAGGAUAGUUUCAAAAUAAAUUGAUGAUUAACAGACCUCCUAAAGGUCAGUGUACCCCUUGUUGUAGAUCCCUGGUGUAAAUUUUUUAACACCUGGACUAAAUUAAGUCUUUAUACCAAACGAUGAGGAUUAUGUUGAUUGGCGCCCGUCUAAUCAUCACUGAGCGCAGCAGUUUGAAUCAUCAUUAAAUGAUCCACAUUCACUGGAUCAGUACUUUUAGCAUUUUCCAUCCAUCUCUUCCCGCUCUCUUCCUCUCUCACUCUAUCGAUCCGUCUGUCUGACGGAAGCCUCCUCUCUCAAAGUCUCAGCUGCAGAUAAUAGGCUUUUUAUGGGAGUCUGUCAGACAAGAGUUAGUAGAGUGGAGCCCAGCACAUGCAAAGAGAAAUGAACACGCACGUAAACACACUCGCAUGCAUAUAAAACACAAUAGCACUCUCUUUCACACAUCUACCAAGACGGAUUGUGUCUGGAGCACUUAUGUAUGACUAUACCAAUAACUUCAUGACAGUCAUACUAUAUUUAGUAAUUCAUGGUGUCCUGAGAAGCUCUAUGCAGACUUAAGAUCUGAUGCAAAACCUAAACGCUGUGUAUGACAACAGCAGAAAACUUUAUUACUUUUCUGCAUCUGUCUUUUCGUCUCUUUUCGCAUCCUGUUUUUGAUACUUUCCGGACUGAACGGUCAGCACACUGUCAUCUCUCUGGUGCGAUGAUGAAGGAAUCGGUAGAUGCAGAGAAAAAGAGGACUUUAAAAGACAAGGGAAAACAAGUUAUCGAUUGCGAUAGAGCGACGUGGAGAGACAAUUAAGGACGUUUAGUGGACACUGAGACGGCUGAGACAUCAUGGAGCUCGUCCCCAAAACCAAAUACACGCACUUCAGGAGCGACUCCUUCAGCUCAACAGACGAGACGGCGUCCAAUCCCUCUCUCCCUUCUUCUGCUCCUCUCACCCCUCUCACCCCUCCUGGCAUCCCUCCUUCUCUCUCCUCCUCGUCCCUCACUCCCAUCCUCCCCCCUUCGUCUCCACGGCAGGCUGAAAACAGCCCCACCACCCUCUGCUCCUUUUUCCCCAGGAUGGGAGCCCUGCGGCUGGGUGUGUCUUCCGCUCUGCUCCCAGGCCUGAAGGCCUCCAGCAGGCCGGCUAGCGUGCCUGGUGGUCAGGGAGGUUUGGGAGAGUCUCCGGAAGACACUCGGACCUCCACCGCCAACUCUUCUCCUCCUCCUCCUCUUCCUCUCCUUUCUCUAACAGCCCCAUCUCCUCCUCCUCGUCCCCCACAGGAUAUGAACCGGCUGGGUGGGGCCUCGCGGAGGGCCCGUGUGGAAGGGAGCCAGCUCGGCGGAGAUGAGUGGACGCGGCACGGAUCCUUCGUCAACAAGCCCACCCGAGGCUGGCUGCACUCGGACAAUGUGGUCAGCACAUCUGGGGUCUCCUACACUGUCAGGUAUAUGGGCUGCGUGGAGGUGCUGCAGUCAAUGAGAGCACUGGACUUCAACACCAGAACUCAGGUUACCAGAGAGGCAAUAUCAGUGGUGUGUGAGGCAGUACCAGGUGCCAAAGGAGCUCAGCGAAGGAGAAAGCCCUCCUCUCGUUGUCUCUCCUCUAUCUUAGGGAAGAGUAAUCUCCAGUUUGCAGGAAUGACAAUCAGCCUCACCGUGUCGACCAGCAGUCUGAACCUACUGGCAAUCGACUGCAAACAGAUUAUUGCCAACCAUCACAUGCAGUCCAUCUCUUUUGCAUCAGGAGGAGAUCCAGAUACAGCAGAGUAUGUUGCCUACGUCGCCAAAGACCCUGUCAAUCAGAGAGCAUGUCAUAUCCUGGAAUGCUCAGAGGGCUUGGCUCAGGAGGUCAUCAGCACCAUCGGCCAGGCUUUUGAACUCCGCUUUAAACAGUACCUGAAGAAUCCCCCCAAACUGGUUACCCCUCAUGAUCGGAUGGCUCCUUUCGAUGGGUCGGCCUGGGAGGAAGAGGAAGAGGACCUGCCUCCACCCCCAGAGGUUCCGUAUUACAAUAACUUCCCUGGAAAACAGCCUCCCCCUGGAGGCAUGGUGGACAUGAGGACCCGUCCUGGACACAGUACAGGAGCCACGCUGCCCUAUGGACAGCCCAGCCAGAACGAUAUUCACAAGCAGCCUCUGCCUCCGCUACCAGUGGGUGUUAAGGAGGGAGGAUUGUUUGAUGACCCCUCAUAUGUCAAUGUGGAUAAACCCCGCCUCCCAGCGGCAGCAGCCAAUGGAAAUGCUCACAGAGAUGCAUUUGAUAUGAAGCCAUUUGAUGCUGCUUUAGGCGUGUCGGGUACAGUGGCGCCCCCUCUGGCAGAGCAGCUGCAAAACGAGCCCUGGUUCCACGGACCUCUAAGCCGCAGGCAGGCCGAAAGACUCCUGACCAAGGAUGGAGACUUCCUGGUGCGGGAGUCAGGCACCACACCAGGCCAGUACGUCCUCACUGGACAGCAGGGCAGCCAACCUAAACACCUGCUUCUGGUGGAUCCAGAGGGAGUGGUGCGCACCAAAGACCACCGCUUCGAGAGCGUCAGUCACUUGAUUAGCUAUCACAUGGACAAUCGGCUGCCAAUCAUCUCGGCAGGAAGUGAGGUGUGUCUGCAGCAGCCAGUUGAUCGCCGAGCUUAAAAAAAAAAAAAAAGGCUGAUUUUUCUCCACCACACAUUUAAGAGAAAAAAAACUCCUCUCUUUCCUACUUUUUUGCCAGACUCUAUUAGAGAAAAACAUUUUUUUUCCAGUUGGGAGUGUAAGCUAAUCAUAUCUUCACAGAAACAUAGAAUUUUGUACCACAUCAACCACCGGCCAUGAAAUUGCAAAACGAUGCAAUCAUUCUAUUCAAGGACAAACGGACACGUCGCUUGAAAUAAGCGAAUACAAAAAGCCAAAUGACGAGGCGUUUGAAAGAGAAGCGGAUGCGUAAUGGAUGUGACAUCACUUCCCAAACACGACAUCAUGUCUUGAAUUAAGACUGGGGUGCACCUGUAACCAUGGCAACAGGCCCGGGCAUUCUUAGAGUCGAGAGUUGAUGUGAAUGUACUAAAAUUGCAGAAACUUUGUAGCACUCUAAAGAUUCACAUCUAGUGCAAUGGGCGAAAUCCAAAGAGUUUGUUUUCAGAGAGCAUUUUGUUGCGGUCGUUUGGAAAUCUUGCAUUGCCGUGGUGUCAAGACUGUCUGAUGAAUAUGCAAAACUUUAAAGAGAAUCCAGAGCUCAUUCUCACGAUCACCUUCCGCGUCUAAUGAAUCACAUCCGUAAUUCCCACCAGAAUAUCUCUCUCCCAGUGUUCCCACCAGGGGAUAACACACAAAAAUGCCUCUUAAUCUCAACCUCACAAUACACUUUAUAGAAUUCCGAACGUGAUCCCCAAGAAAAAUUGGGAAUUUUGGUCAUUUGGGAAGACCCCUGAACAUAUGUGAAAGUUUUAGCGGCACGGAUGCUGUGUGGAUUUUUCCUUAUGCAAAUAAGCAGACGCUGUGAGGGACUUAACGCGGCCCAUUAUGAGAUACAACAAACUAGUCUGUGGAAAAAGGGAACGUUCCCUUUCCACAUAACAUCAUAUAUCAGCUUUGGACAAAAGGGACGAGAGAAAAAGUGCAAUCAGUGGACAUGGGCGCGUAAGCCUGAAUAGGACUGAAGGACUGUAGUUUGAGCUCAGAUUAUUAAAGCCUUCUUAUGAUGUCAUUUUAACUAAGCUUUUAUAUAUUUGUUGCAAUGAUGUCAUCUCGAUCAGCUGACGACAUCAUCAGGAUGGUUUUAUUCUGGGAAUUGGAGGUUCUAUUUUUCUUGUGGACGUUACUUCUGUUCGCAUUGACAAUCGAUCUUCACGUGUAUCGAGGUGUCAGUGCUUCUGUUUGUUCGGGAUCUUGAGUUACAAGAGAAAGUGUAAGGAGGCUAUGAUGUGUGUUAUAAAACAUGCGCCCUUUUCAAAGAUUCACUAUAAUCACUUUGCAUUUGAACAACAUAUAUUGCAAGGGGACACACCAACCAAGAAGAGGAAAAGCACACCAAAUGAAUUCUAAACGUGUCUUUGCAGCCACAAGUGCAGUUUCUGUUGAAGCCACAAACAGGAAACCACUUAUUUCAUCUUUGUUUGCUCUGAUAUUGAUUGUGCCUUUUUUACCAAACACAGACACAUCGAUAAAACACAGUCGCCUUUUGUGAUUCUAUGGGUAAUCAUGACACUUUCUUUUCUGAAAGAAAAAAAAACAAACAACUGUAAAGAUAAUCAACUGCAAAAACGACAAGUUUAGCGAGACUCAGUACAGGUCUUGGGAAAGCAGUCUUUGUUUUCUUCGGCACGUUAAUUCUGCUAUGCUGUUUUUACUGUGCUUAGUUUAGUGCUGGUCUGUGGGUUAAAUAAAAACUGUUAGUAUAGCGUUAAGUUGCUUAAUUAAACUUACAUGUGUGAAAAAACACCUUCUUUUAUCUGUCAUUUAGAAACCGACAUUAGAUGCCCUGCAAGAGAACAUGUAAAUAAGCUUUGCCUAUGCUAAUAGCUGUCUAAAACCAGUCAUUCACUGUGUGGAUCUGUGUCAAAUGAAUCCGUUGGGAAUUUGCAAACUCGCAGGAUUGUACUGGGUGAAAAAAACAUAAAGGUGUAAGAUUUGACAGGCUCUCCUGAAGACAACGCAA
Messenger RNA from Sinocyclocheilus anshuiensis, 7936 nucleotides. RefSeq names its product SHC-transforming protein 1-like. The record is from RefSeq and is a predicted model, not a curated record. The transcript is spliced from 12 exons. NCBI's taxonomy places the organism in Eukaryota, Metazoa, Chordata, Actinopteri, Cypriniformes, Cyprinidae. Gene Ontology annotation, biological process: intracellular signal transduction; cell surface receptor protein tyrosine kinase signaling pathway. Gene Ontology annotation, cellular component: plasma membrane. Gene Ontology annotation, molecular function: receptor tyrosine kinase binding. Bases 4150 to 5934 code for a protein of 594 amino acids.